Messenger RNA from Salvelinus fontinalis (brook trout), 1110 nucleotides. RefSeq lists its product as uncharacterized. Gene Ontology annotation, cellular component: membrane. The record is from RefSeq and is a predicted model, not a curated record. The coding region runs from base 162 to 920 and encodes 252 amino acids. Lineage: Eukaryota; Metazoa; Chordata; Actinopteri; Salmoniformes; Salmonidae. The transcript has 8 exons.
GAACUAGCUGAGACUGGCUGAGCGCUCCCUACCAGCUACUUCCCUGUAAGGAAACCAAACUGCGCAACAAGCAGACUGGUGUGCCACUGUGAUUUAACAGGACCUGUAGAGGUGUCCAUUUCAAUUGCAGGAACGGAGCUGUGUAACCAAGAGUGGCCAGCAUGUCAGUGACUGUGACCAAAGGUGGAGGGGUGACUGUAUUUACUGUGAACUCUAAAGAAGGAAGCAGUUGGCCCCUGCUGUGUCAAAUACUUGGGACCUUGUGCUACAGCCCAUCAUGCUUUGUGUCCCAGGCACUGAGGAGGCUCCAAACAAGUUCCCAGACAGCUCUGGGGACUAUACAGAUCAUGGUGGGAGUUCUCAACAUUGGUUUGGGAGCAAUCCUUGUUAGCACGGAUUAUUCUAGCUCACUGCGAUGGAUUGGGGUUCCUUAUUGGCUUGGUGGUGUGUUUAUAGCAGUUGGCAUCAUGUGUAUCUUGGCUGAGAAGUUCCCCAGUCCCUGCUUGGUGGGCAUCAGUGUGUUGAUGAACCUGUCAGGUGCUGCUCUGGCCAUUACUGGAAUUGUGCUGUAUGCUAUAGACCUGGCACACUACAAAUUCUGGUGGAUUUGCAAUGAUGACAACUACAACUGGCGAGAUGACUACUAUGGCGGCCAGGUGACAAAACCACCCAGUGAUCCGGAGAGGGAUAGACUCUUGACGAAAUGCAAAGAUGCCAAGCAGAUUGCGCAGAUGUUGAUGAAUGCCUUGGACAUCGUGCUCAUCGUCCUUGCAGUCCUUCAGCUUUGUGUCACCAUAAGCUCUGCGUUGUUGGGUAUCAAGGCUUUGUACAAGAAUGGAAAGGAGGGAAAAGAGAACAUCCGGGACCUGGAGCAGUAUAAGCCUCUGCUGGAGGAGGUCACGACUAACCCUGCAGCUUAAAGAGCACUGAUCUGAUCUACUUUAUUGACCAGAACUGAAAGGACAGUUAUAAAGGGGACUAUAUCAAGUUAAUCAAUGAAUUGACUGUUGUAUAUUCAUUUUUUUUCUGCAUUUUGAUAAUUUCUUACUGUAUCUUUUAUUCUGUUGUCCCCCCCCCCUCAAAAAAAAUAAACAAACUUUCUUAGCUCAA